AUGAGCGAUGAAAAUCUUCCUCUGAUUAGCUAUCGAAGGUUAAAAUCAAAGGAUGAAGAAGAACUCGCUCGGUUAAAAUACGCGCUCGUGGACAGCGAAUAUGGAUUUUUCCAGUUGGUCGUCGACGACGAUUCAGACGACACGAGUAAAUUCGGGAAAGAUAUCAAACGAGUUUACGAUUCUGGAAGAAAGUUCUUCAAAGAACUCAGCGAGGACGAGAAGAAGCAAUACGUACACACGCAAUACGAGACGUUUGAGACCGGUGGGUACGUUCCUUUAUUCGAAGAGUACGCGUAUAAAGCGAACGAAAUCGCGUGCGUGGAGUCUUUUGAUUUGGUCAGAGAUAUCGAAGAAAAUGAGAAAGAUGAAGAAGACGAAAAUAAUGAAACAGAUGAUGAUUUUACGAAACAACCAUCCGGCGCGAGAGGAAGAAUCGAUUGGCCCGUUGAAGUUCCGGAGAUGAAAAAUGCGUUCAACAUCUUUUACCGAAAAUGCGACGAGAUCGCGCGAGUUUUGUUCUUGUCGUUUGCAAAGGCACUGUCUAUAAAAGACGAACGCGCGUUUGAGAAGCACUUUUCGAGAGAUUCUCACUGCGCCAUGCGGUUCAUGCGAUAUCCUAAUAAUGAUAAUAAUAAUAAUAAUAAUAAUAACGAUAAGAAGAAGAACAAGAGCAAGUCUAGCGACGACGCAAAAGAGGUGGGCGUGUCAGAACACACGGACUUUGAGAUGAUGACUUUCUUGCAUCAGAAUGAACGCGGUUUGUACGUGAAGAAACGGAGAGGAAAAAACAGAGACGAAGAAGGCGAAUGGAUGUCUGCCCCAGUUUUGCAGGAAGACGAGGCAAAGUUUUUAGUAAUCAUUAGCGAUGGAUUAGAAGCGUUCACGAAUGGAACGUACAAAGCGACACCGCAUCGAGUAGAGCGACCCGAGAACAGGGAAAGAUUUUCCAUCGUUCGCUUUAACGGUGUCAACGCGGAGACGCAGGUAAACCCGUUGCCUGACUUUGUUGGAGCUAAAAGAAAGCGAGGUGAAGCGAUGACAACACAGCUCGAUUUAAUCACGACAAAAGUUAAAGAAGCGGAUAGAAAUUUGAAAGACCUCGUGAAAAGAAAGAAACAUCCCAAGGAGGCGUUAACGGCAAACCCCGAACGGUUCGCUCAACUCUUAAUUUUGGCGAAAGACGACGACGCGCAGUGGCAUAUUUGCUUAGCGUUACACAAAUCGGGAGAGUUCGCAGAGCGAUACACCGGUUUCAUAGGAAAAGUAGAAACGUGGUACGACAUUAAUGCGUUAGCAGAAACGUCAAUUUUUGCCGCCUGCGAAGCCUUGGAAGAGAACAUUACUAUGCCGGAAAAUGCGAAAGCACGGGUCACUGAGAAAGCUCGAUUUCGAUUUCACGGAUGGUUAAAAGAGAGCAAGGUGGCGAUUGAACACGAGUGCGUGUUGAUUUUAAACAACUCGAGAGAAAAAGAAGCGUUAUUGAAAGAUUACACGGAGUUGAGUGUGUCCGCCAAGGAAACAAUCCGCGUGAUUCCCAAAUGGUUCAAAGUUGAAGACAUACCGUAUGCAGAAAUGCCCGAAGACGAUAUGCACUGGUAUCCGAAGGUGAUAGAGGCGUCAAUCGUCGACGAGGAGAAGAAGAUUCACGGCGGCUAUUUCACGUUUGACGAAGCCUCUGGCGCGUUGAAAGAAUUUGAAAUCAAGACGUAUCCGAAAGUGUAG
Bathycoccus prasinos is the source of this 1722-nucleotide messenger RNA. RefSeq lists its product with no specific name. The transcript has a single exon. NCBI's taxonomy places the organism in Eukaryota, Viridiplantae, Chlorophyta, Mamiellophyceae, Mamiellales, Bathycoccaceae. Bases 1 to 1722 code for a protein of 573 amino acids. Gene Ontology annotation, molecular function: dioxygenase activity. The record is from RefSeq and is a predicted model, not a curated record.